This is a messenger RNA of Perkinsus marinus ATCC 50983, 264 nucleotides long. RefSeq lists its product as hypothetical. Bases 1 to 264 code for a protein of 87 amino acids. The record is from RefSeq and is a predicted model, not a curated record. NCBI's taxonomy places the organism in Eukaryota, Perkinsozoa, Perkinsida, Perkinsidae. The transcript is spliced from 3 exons.
AUGCAAGCCAUCGGCACAGCAGUGGAUGGAGUUAAGAGCUUCGUGCCCAAGAAGUUCUCAGACGCCCUUGGUAGUGGCUUCGGUGAAGUUGUCGGGGAUAUAGUAACAGUCUACCCGGCUAUCAUCAUAACGGCGGCUUGCUCACUCGUUAUUGGCGUGAUAUACCUGGUUCUCCUCCGCAUGUUCGUUGGUGUCAUAGUAUGGCUUUCCGUCAUAUUGUUCUUCUUGAUCCUACUUGGUGGAGGGGUCGUCGGCCUUUUGUAA